CUUAGAUCAUUGCAUCUACGUAAAAAUAACAUUUCAGGAGAAAUUCCUAUGACCAUAAGGAAUUGUACAGCUUUGCGGACCCUUGAUUUUGGUGAAAAUGAAUUGGUUGGGAACAUCCCAUCAUGGAUGCGUCAUAAUCUUCCAUACUUGAAAUUAUUGAGCCUUCGUUCAAACAAGCUUUUAGGACAUAUCCCUGAAGAGUUGUGUGCACUCAGUUUUCUCCAAGUCUUGGAUGUUGCUCAUAAUAAGCUUUUAGGAAGCUUACCAAGUUGCAUUGGUAACUUCAGUGCCAUGGUUUAUUAUGUAAAUGGCUCAUUUGGGAACUACAUUGCGCUAGAUGGCUUAUCUUUUAUUGAGAAUUUAUUGCUUGUGAUAAAAGGCCAGUCUUAUGAAUAUGGCAGGACUCUUAAUUUGGUAAGAGUCCUUGAUUUGUCAGAUAAUAGUUUAUCUGAAGAUAUUCCUUGGGAAAUAACUAAGCUUCAGGGGUUGCAAUCACUAAAUUUGUCACACAACCUUCUCACUAAAAGGAUCCCUCCAAAUAUUGGUGACAUGAGUUCACUAGAAUCUCUUGAUCUUUCUGUAAACAAAUUGCUUGGGUCAAUCCCUGAAAGCAUGUCUAGAUUGUCAUUUCUAAGCUACUUGAACCUUUCUAGCAACCAAUUGACUGGAAAAAUUCCUUCAAGUACUCAGUUACAGAGCUUCGAUGCAUCUUGUUACACUGGAAAUGAACUUUGUGGCCUUCCACUAAUGAAGAAGUGCAAUGAAGUUAAUCAAAGAGUACCCGGCACUGGAAAUAAUGGGGCCAAAGAUAUGAAUGGAGUUAGAGUGAAUUGGUUUUUUGUUAGCAUGACACUUGGGUUUAUUUUGGGAUUUUGGUGUGUAUUGAGUCCUCUUGUGAUUAGUCGGCAAUGGAGGUAUGCAUACUAUCAAUAUUUGGAUGAGAUGUGGUGGAAAAUGCAGUCAUUAUGGGUGUAGAUUUUUCUAAAAUCUCAUGUAGUUUUGUUUACAAGUGUAUUUCUCUUCAUGGUUCAAUCCCUUAUGGUCUUCGAAAUUUGACUUUGUUGAAGCACCUUGAUUUGUCAUACAAUUAUUUCAAUUCUUCAAUACCUAAUUGGUUGUACACUUUUGCUCCUCUUGAGUCUCUAAAUCUUCAGUCUAAUGAUUUGAAAGGUCAAAUUUCAAGUGAGAUAGACAAAAUGAACUUUAUUGUUGAUCUUGAUUUAUCCUAUAAUAGUUUUGAAGGUCGAAUCCCAAUUAGAUCAAUAGGAAAUCUUUGCAACUUGAGGUCACUCUCUUUCUCUAGUGUUAAUUUGAGUCUAGACAUAUCAAAUGUCUUAGAAGUAUUUUCUGUAUGUGUUUCUAAUAAAUUAGAGUCAUUGUU
Rubroshorea leprosula is the source of this 1381-nucleotide messenger RNA. Lineage: Eukaryota; Viridiplantae; Streptophyta; Magnoliopsida; Malvales; Dipterocarpaceae. The record is from the annotation of a GenBank genome assembly.